Messenger RNA from Staurois parvus, 1959 nucleotides. The record is from the annotation of a GenBank genome assembly. Lineage: Eukaryota; Metazoa; Chordata; Amphibia; Anura; Ranidae.
AUGUUCUAUGUGAUCUCACAUCAUAAAUCCUUCUAUGUUACAGAUGUUAUUUUCUGCCAUUCUGUUGGUUUAGGAUCUCACACGGGGGAGAAGCCAUUUUCCUGUAAUCAGUGCGGGAAAUGUUUUUCACACAAAUCUCAUUUUUCCAGACAUCAGAGGUUACACUCAGGUGAGCGGCCAUAUGCCUGCUCUGAGUGCGGGAAAUGUUUCUCACGAAACUCCCAUCUUUCCAGACAUCAGAGAACUCACACAGGGGUUAAGCCGUUUUCCUGCGAUGAGUGCAGGAAAUGUUUUUCACACAAAUCACAUUUUACCAGACAUCAGAGGUUACACACAGGAGAGAAGCCAUUUUCUUGCCCUGAGUGCGGGAAAUGUUUCUCACGGAAGUCUCAUCUUUCCCGACACCAGAGAACUCACACAGGUGAAAAGCCAUUUUCCUGCUCUGAGUGUGGAAAAUGUUUUCUUUGUAAAUCAAAACUGGAUGUACAUCAGAGAUUACACACAGGUGAGAAGCCGUACACCUGUACUGAAUGUGGGAAAUGUUUUUCACAGAAGGCCAGUCUUUCUAGACAUGAGCGACUACACACGGGGGAGAAGCCGUAUUGCUGUCCUGAGUGCGGGAAAUGUUUUUUAGAAAAGUCCAAGCUUUCUAGACAUCAGAGACUGCACACAGGGGAGAAGCCGUAUUUCUGUCCUGAGUGCGGGAAAAGUUUUUCACAGAGGGCCCAUCUUUAUAGCCAUCAGAGAUUGCACAGGGGCGAGAAGCCGUAUUCCUGCCCUGAGUGCGGGAAAUGUUUUCCACAAAAAUCGCACCUUGUUGUGCAUCAAAGAUCUCACACGGGGGAGAAACCGUAUUCCUGCACUGAGUGCGGGAAAUCUUUUUCACAUAAGACCAACUAUUCCAGACAUCAGUUAUUACACACCGGCAAGAAGCCUUAUUCCUGCCCUGAGUGCGGGAAAUGUUUUCCACAGAAGUCCUAUCUUUCAGCACACCAGAAACUGCACAUGGGCGAGAAGCCAUAUUCCUGCCCCGAGUGUGGGAAAUGUUUUGUAUGGAAAUCGGAACUUCUUAUACAUCACAGAACCCACACGGGGGAGAAGCCGUAUUCUUGCCCUGAGUGCGGGAAACGUUUUACACAGAGGGCCCAUCUUUCUAGCCAUCAGAGAUUGCACAGGGGUGAGAAGCCGUAUGCCUGCCCAGAGUGCGGGAAAUGUUAUAAGCAGAAAUCAGACCUUGUUAAACAUCAAAGAUCUCACACAGGGGAGAAACCUUAUUCCUGCCCUGAGUGCGGGAAAGGUUUUGGUCGGAAAUCUGACCUUGCUAUACAUCAGAGAUCUCACACGGGGGAAAAGCCAUUUUCCUGCCCCAAGUGCGGGAAAUGUUUUUCACAGAAGUCUUAUCUUACGCAACAUAGGCGAUCUCACACGGGCGAGAAGCCGUAUUCCUGCCCCGAGUGCGAUAAAUGUUUUUCACAGAAAUCAAACCUUGCUACACAUCAGAGAUCUCACACAGGGGAGAAGCCGCAUUCCUGCCCCGAGUGCGGGAAAUGUUUUUCACAUAAGACCAGUUUUUACAGGCAUCGGCUAAUACACGCAAGCGAGAAACCAUAUUCCUGUCCUAUGUGCGAGAAAUGUUUUGCACGGCAAGCAGACCUUCUUAUGCACCAAAGAUGUCACACAAGGGAGAGGCCGUAUUCCUGCCCUGAGUGCGGGAAAUGUUUUGCACGGCAAUUAGACCUUGAUAUGCAUCAAAGAACUCACACAGGUGAGAAGCCGUUUCCCUGUCCUGAGUGCGGGAAAUGUUUUGGACAAAAGUCGGUACUUGUCAGGCAUCAGAAAUCUCACACAGGGGAGAGGCCACAUUCCUGCCCUGAGUGUGGGAAAUGUUUUGGACAGAAAUCAGUACUUGUCAGGCAUCAAAGGUCUCACACAGGGGAGAACCCGUCAAACCUGCCCUGA